GACAAGGCACCGACGAUGCAGCAAAGAAAGCAAAGAGAGUGCGCAACCUGGGCAAGCGGCUGCGGCAGAUUGAGGAGCUCAAGGCGCGUGUUGCAGCAGUGGGAGGCAGCAUGGCGGGGCUGGAUGUGGCUCAGAAGGAGAAGCUGGAGCAGGAGGCAGCAAUUGAGGAGCUGAAGGCGCGGGUGGCAGCAGCAGGGGGCAGCACAGCAUGGCUGGACGCGGCUCAGAAGGAGAAGCUGGAGCAGGAGGGUGCUAUUAGAGCGGAGCUGGCAUCUUUGCAGGGGUGUGGUAGCAGCAGGGGGCAGCAUGGCGGGGCUGGACGCGGCUCAGAGGGAGAAGCUGGAGCAGGAGGCAGCAGUGAGGGCAGAGCUGGCGAGCUUGCAGGGGUAGAGUGCGGUGGGACAGGGUUACUCACGGUGGCAGCAGCGGGGGGCAGCACAGCGGGGCUGGACGCAGCUCAGAAGGAGAAGCUGGGGCAGGAGGCAGCAGUGAGAGCAGAGCUGGCAUCUUUGCAGGGGUAG
This is a messenger RNA of Closterium sp. Naga37s-1, 521 nucleotides long. NCBI's taxonomy places the organism in Eukaryota, Viridiplantae, Streptophyta, Zygnematophyceae, Desmidiales, Closteriaceae. The record is from the annotation of a GenBank genome assembly.